Messenger RNA from Mya arenaria, 1218 nucleotides. RefSeq lists its product as uncharacterized. The transcript has 11 exons. Gene Ontology annotation, molecular function: metallopeptidase activity. Bases 1 to 1218 code for a protein of 405 amino acids. The record is from RefSeq and is a predicted model, not a curated record. Lineage: Eukaryota; Metazoa; Mollusca; Bivalvia; Myida; Myidae.
AUGAAGUACCAGUGGUUUUACAGAGAGGUGGGGAAAUGGUGUCUUACCGGGUCACCUCGGAGCAUCAUUGUCACCAUCAUCCUCGUCAGCAGCAUCAUCAUCAUCAUACUGUUUGGGACCUACCAGCAUGGCGAUAAAGAGCUGCUCGUGCAGCCACCAGCAUCUGCCGGCACCGGCCAUACCAUAACGGAAAUUGAAGAAGCCAGUCCGACUGGAACAGACUUCCUGAUAAACCCUGAAUUCGAUUCAAGCAGAAUGGAACAGUUGAUCGCAUCAAAUGCCAAGGACUCCGACCGAACGAAGAGGCAGACAUCUGAUUAUGAAGUUGAAAUCUUCUUCGUUAUCGACUACAGUCUUUAUUCAUUGUACGAAUUUGCAUAUAUCUGCAUGAGCAUUCGCUACAACUCUGUGACGGGUUCAGGGUAUAGCAUUAACCUAAUUUACGCGGGUAUAUAUAUUGCCACUAAAUCUACGGACGUUCCGUACGUCGAGGACAAUCUAGAAGAAUACGAAGUCGAUGGUCGCCGAGUGUUCUUAACGAACUCUGUAUUGCCUGCCUUCAAGGACUGGGCAAACAGAUACCUAAACGCGAUCUACAACUUCGACGUAGCAAUGAUGUUUACAAGCUUGUUCGCCCAGCAUGAUGGUACAGUCGACGGUAUUGGCGAACGUUGUUCCAGUGCCGAUAUGUAUGUGAUGGGUACACCUAGAAGCAUGUCUUCUGACGAUGCCAGAAACAUCCGCCAGUUCUCAUUUUCUUCAUGCUCUAUCGAUUACUUUACUGCGUACAUAACGUCGUUAAACAUUGGCGAGAACUGUCUGGCAACACGCAGCGCAAACUAUGACACAUCUGACCUUAACCCUUAUUUAGGUGAUAUUGCGGGUCAGGUGUACACUCCAGAUCAGCAGUGUGAAUUAUACUUGGAGCCGAUCGCCUAUCAAUCGAAUUACAGCGGGAUUUGUUCCAGAAUGAACUGUGUUGUUCCUGACACUAAUGGCAGUUAUUACUAUAAACUCGCCUGGGAGGGUACAACUUGUGGGGAUGGAAAGAUGUGUAGUGGUGGAUCAUGCGUUACGUCGUCCAGAGCCCCGGCUGUAGCGGCUGGUGAGUGCAACGACACCUACUACGACUACUACAUCAACAACUUCCACAACACCAACAACGACGACAUAUACACCGACUGCGACUACAACUUCAAGAACUUCAACUACCACUGA